ACCACAGAUCAUCCGCAGCAGCUCUGCCAUUUUGCCCACCGCACUUUUGUCCGACAGCCUCGUCUCCGGUCAAAAGUUGUUUGCCCAACAAUUGCUUCAGACAGUAACACGUCUCGAAGCAAGCCAACCCCUAGAACUGUCAACAUGGCAACUAUGGCAUCUGCUGUCCGCGAUAUCGCGAAGACCUCCGACCGAGACAACUUAACUGCUGUAGCGGCUCGGAGUGUCCCUGUGGCAACCCAUCCGACGACCCUCCCUACUCCCCCGAACUCCAUAUCGCCCUCACUGCCUCCGCACGGGCUGAAGGCCCAGCUUAUGCGGGCACGCCUCGACUCCAUCGACUCGGACUUGGAUCUACUGGAUAGCGGUGAGGAACACUACGAGGGUGCCGAGUCGCCGCCGUACGACUCGUCCGGCGCCAUCACCUCAGCUAUGCUGGCCAAGUUCCAUCUGCCGGAAAUCUUGAUUAGCCAUGGUCCGUUGCCGAUUCGCCAUUUGAUGGGGUACCUUACCACUUCGGUCCCGGGCUUCGCGGCGAUUCCGCCGGGGAAGGCGCGUAGAUUGGUCGUGGGGGCUUUGGAGGGAAAAGGAAGUGGCAACGGGGGUGGUGGGCUGGAUGGUGACGUGGAGUUUGUGAAGGUGGGCUGGGGUCGAUGGGAUGCUAAGCGUCGGGGCCAGCCUGGUCGGGAUGCGCCGGUACGUGACGCAUCCCCUGGGGGCCAUCCGAACAGCAUACCCAUCACCAGGACCGCCGGGUGGAACAUGGACAGGUCACGGCUCGGCGCGAAUAUCGGGUCGAGCCUUGGCGCCUUUUCGUCGGCCGCUCUUUCUCACGACGACCGCUUCAUGGAUAUGGACAUGAUGGACCACGAAGCCGACAAGAUGUCGUUAGAUGGGUCCGGAUCGGCGUCUUGCUCCGAAGCUCCCGACGACGACGACGAUAUGAGGAGGCACAACGACGACCCGGAAGACGCGACCGACGAUGAGGACUGGGCGGCAGUCGGCGCCGCGGCGCUCCGUGCGUCGUCGUACCAGGCCCGGUCCAACCAACAACACUUUCCUUUCAGCACAGUACAUACUUCGGGCGGUAUACGCUCCUUCUCGGCGGGGAUGGCGCGCCCGCCGCAGCUACGCCCGCCCAAUUACCCCGGUAUUCCGGCAUCUGCGUUCGGAGCUGCUGCCCCCGACGCGCAGGAACGCGAGGCUGUGGAGGCUCUCCUUCGUCUUGGAUCCAUGUAAUAUCACCAAAACUCUACUCUGCAUACACGACAUUCGCAUGGCAUUGGCUCGGCGUUUUCAACACAGGGGCGGGGCAUCAACUCAUCAUCAUCAUUGGCGGCAAGAACAAACAUCGCCGGGCGUGGGAA
This is a messenger RNA of Chaetomium strumarium, 1367 nucleotides long. Its product is annotated as putative Sin3 binding protein-domain-containing protein. The record is from RefSeq and is a predicted model, not a curated record. Lineage: Eukaryota; Fungi; Ascomycota; Sordariomycetes; Sordariales; Chaetomiaceae. Gene Ontology annotation, molecular function: sequence-specific DNA binding. Gene Ontology annotation, cellular component: nucleus. The transcript is spliced from 2 exons. Gene Ontology annotation, biological process: positive regulation of transcription from RNA polymerase II promoter by glucose. Bases 145 to 1239 code for a protein of 364 amino acids.